GAACGUAGUAAACAGACGCGAUUAACCUCGAUGAAAACGUACGGUCGCUGGUAGGCAACCGUAGGCAAGGCCAUUUUUUCAGUGAAUCAGGCAGUUCUAGUACAGACAACAACGGACCUGCUCUACCGCUAUGGCGUUCCUCGCGAGAAUCGUUAAGUGCGAGGCGCAAUUUGUCGCAAGGACUUACAGCAGUAGCGUACCAACGGUUAAGAUGUACAUUGAUGGCCAAUUCGUAGAAUCGAAGGCCACAGAGUUCACCGACGUUCAUGAUCCAGCGACGAACGAGCUGUUAUGUCGCACGCCAAAGUGCACGAAAGAGGAAAUGGAGACAGCCGUGAAAAGUGCGAAGGGAGCGUAUGAGAAAUGGAAAAAUACCAGUGUAUUAACUAGACAAACGCUGAUGCUUAAAUAUCAAACUCUCAUACGCGAACAUUCGAAAGAAAUCGCAGAGAACAUGGUAAAGGAAAAUGGGAAAACAAUGGCUGAUGCGGAAGGCGACGUUCUUCGAGGACUUCAGGUCGUCGACGCGUGUACCGCAAUUCCUUGCCUGCAAAUGGGCGAGAGCACGCCAAACAUCGCCACAGAUAUGGAUAUCAUUUCCUACAAAGUUCCCCUUGGCGUAACUGCCUCCAUCUGUCCGUUCAAUUUCCCCGCGAUGAUACCUCUUUGGUCGUUUCCGGUCUCGGUCGCCUGUGGAAACGCCACGAUUCUCAAACCGUCCGAGCGUGUACCAGGAGCUUCGAUGAUCCUGGCUGAUCUAUUCACCAGAGCCGGUGCUCCACCAGGAUUGUUGAACGUUAUCCACGGUCAACACGCCGCUGUCGAUUUCAUCUGCGAGCAUCCCGAUAUCAAAGCAGUUUCUUUCGUUGGUUCCGAUCAAGCGGGAAAAUACAUUUACAGACAGAGCAGCGCGCAUGGAAAACGCGUGCAGUGCAACAUGGGUGCGAAGAAUCAUUGCGUGGUGCUGCCAGAUGCGAAUAAGAAUAAAACCCUUUCUCAAAUCGUGGGUGCUGCUUUCGGGGCUGCCGGCCAACGAUGCAUGGCGCUUUCUGUGGCAAUAUUCGUGGGUAAAUCGAAGGAUUGGGUGACAGAAUUGGUGGAGGCCGCAAAGAAAUUAAAGGUGAAUGCGGGACACGUACCUGGAACCGAUCUCGGGCCCGUUAUAUCUCCGCGAUCUAAGAAGAGGAUAUGCGAUCUGAUCGAGACAGGGGUGAAAGAUGGUGCCACGUUGGCUCUCGACGGCAGAGGUCUCGUUGUCAGUGGUUUCGAAAAGGGAAAUUUCGUUGGACCAACCGUAUUGACAAACGUGAAGACCUCGAUGCAAUGUUACACGGAGGAAAUCUUUGGGCCUGUUCUUUCGUGUAUUUUCGCUGAUACUUUGGACGAAGCUAUCGACAUUAUUAACAAAUGUCCUUAUGGAAAUGGAACUGCUGUGUUUACGUCAAACGGUGCAACGGCUAGAGCAUUUGUAAAUAGAAUAGAGGCUGGUCAGGUUGGCGUAAACGUUCCUAUUCCAGUGCCGCUGCCCAUGUUUAGUUUCACCGGAAACAAGGGAUCUUUCUUAGGCGACAAUCAUUUUUACGGAAAGCACGGUAUAAAUUUCCACACGCAAGUAAAAACGAUAACGCAGCUGUGGAGAUCCGGAGACGCUGGUGAUAUCGCAUCCUCGACGGCUAUGCCAACCAUGCAGUAAACUAAAUGUUCCUCGAUUACAGUGAUACAAAGCGUUACAGUUGGAAAUCUUUCUGUAUACUCCAUACGAAAUUUUAUAAACAGACGAAAUUUCUGUUUUAAAAAAAGAUGACUUUCCAAUACUACUGUAACGAACAAUGUCUUCCAUUAGUCCGAAAUAACUUACUGUCGGAUAAAUCGAAAGAGAUACGCUUCCUAUUGUGUUUACUAUGUUUGUUUAUAUUUUGUAACAAAAUAAUAAAAUACCACCGGUGAAAUUUUGUAUUCUAUAUUUUUUAGAAGAACAUAUACGUUUAUGAAAUAACGUAAAUUUUUGUACUAUUUUUUUAGUAAUCUUCCGUUCUCCGAUAGUUCUGAAAAAUGUAACUAUGUAUCCGCAAAUAUAACUAUACCUUUCUUGUUAUUUAA
Molecule: messenger RNA, 2100 nt
Organism: Bombus huntii
Lineage: Eukaryota; Metazoa; Arthropoda; Insecta; Hymenoptera; Apidae
Product: probable methylmalonate-semialdehyde dehydrogenase [acylating], mitochondrial
Exons: 8
Coding region: 131-1693 (520 amino acids)
Biological process (GO): thymine catabolic process; L-valine catabolic process
Cellular component (GO): mitochondrion
Molecular function (GO): malonate-semialdehyde dehydrogenase (acetylating, [NAD(P)+]) activity; methylmalonate-semialdehyde dehydrogenase (acylating, NAD+) activity
Source: RefSeq, a predicted model, not a curated record